UUUUAAUGUAUACACACCUUACUUACACAGGUGAUUGUCUUGUCAAACAGGUUGAUUAAUAUCUGUCAAGUUAUAACAGGUAAACACACAACAGAUAAUGUUAUUUCAACACACCUGCCUUGAUCAACAGUUCGCGGAGUCAGGCCCAAUCAUCUGAAAGAAAAUGAGAAGAAUCACAAUUUUGUUGUCACUCCUUGUGAUGACGUCAUGUGUGUAUGACGUCACCAGUGACAACCCUGGAACGACGCCUCACCUGUCGGAGAUAUUUGUCGGCCGAUGUUGGGACUACAACCUUAUCAAAUACAAAACGCUGAUGACGAUGACGAACGUUGACGUGGACUGUGAAGCUCUGUGGAAUGCAUUCUUCAAAUCGUUUUCCUUCCAACCCCCUUGUUCCCUCUCCAUGCAGAACUACCAGGAAUUCAUGGACAUGGCCAAACAAGAUCUGCCCGUAAACAAGGCGAUGUUCUGGUCUGGGACCUAUGUCAUCGCCCACGAGUAUGCCCAGGACAGUGGACGAUACGUGACCCUCGAGGACACCCUGAUCGGGUACCUGGCCAACAGCAUCGUGUGGUGUGGGUCAGCGUCCGACCCCAGCGGAAUGAAUUUAAGUCGGUGCCCCUCGUGGACUGACUGCCCGCUGGAGGCUAGUGAGUCAUUCUGGGCGUCGGCAUCCGCAACUUUUGCCAAAUCUGCAAAGGGCGUGGUCACUUUGGUGCUUGACGGGUCACGUGACGGCAAGCCAUCAUACAGCAGACAAAGCUUCUUUGCUAAACACGAGUUGCCGAACCUAGACGAGAGUGUCCAGGUGCAGGUGUUGGUCACACAUGCCAUCGGAGGUCCGGCCAGAGAGACGUGCAACAAUGGCUCCAUAGUUGACCUGACAGAUGAUAUUAGAAACCGGAACUUGCAGUUUAAAUGCAUCGACGAUCCCCCAGCAAUCGUCCAUCUCCUGUGUGCCGACGACCCGGAAGCCAGAGAGUGCAAGCUGGUGAAGCUCCAUCUGGCUCCAGACAGCGGGAAACCUGCGAGUGGUCUCCCCUACCUGCUCAACGCUCAGUCGAGGUUUUCUAACGAAUAAAUGCGACCGAUUCCUUUUUGUGCUUUCUAUUGUUCAGACUGUUUUUAAAGAAUGUAAACUUAAAAUAAAUAGUUACAUAAUUCAACAGCUUAA
This is a messenger RNA of Haliotis rubra (blacklip abalone), 1174 nucleotides long. Its product is annotated as ADP-ribosyl cyclase/cyclic ADP-ribose hydrolase-like. NCBI's taxonomy places the organism in Eukaryota, Metazoa, Mollusca, Gastropoda, Lepetellida, Haliotidae. Bases 164 to 1081 code for a protein of 305 amino acids. The record is from RefSeq and is a predicted model, not a curated record. Gene Ontology annotation, biological process: positive regulation of B cell proliferation. Gene Ontology annotation, molecular function: NAD+ nucleosidase activity; phosphorus-oxygen lyase activity. Gene Ontology annotation, cellular component: plasma membrane. The transcript has 8 exons.